GGAAGUGGAGCUGCCGCCACCGCCGCCGCUGAUUCUGGAGCCGGGGUAUCUGUUGCCACCGCCGCCACUGCAGCCGCCACUGCAGCCGCCGCCGCUGCGCCUGAAGAGUGGGCUUGGGAAGGAAGCGGUCGCCGCGCUUGGAGCUUCGCUCGGAAGCGUCUUUGCCCCCUGCAGCCCUCCCACGGGAAUGACCAUGGAUAAGAGUGAGCUGGUCCAGAAAGCCAAACUCGCCGAGCAGGCUGAGCGCUAUGACGACAUGGCCGCAGCCAUGAAGGCAGUCACGGAGCAGGGCCACGAGCUCUCCAACGAGGAGAGGAAUCUGCUCUCUGUCGCCUACAAGAAUGUGGUGGGUGCCCGUCGUUCUUCCUGGCGUGUCAUCUCCAGCAUUGAACAGAAAACAGAGAGGAAUGAGAAGAAGCAGCAGAUGGGCAAAGAGUACCGGGAGAAGAUAGAGGCGGAAUUGCAGGACAUCUGCAAUGAUGUUCUGGAGCUGUUGGACAAAUAUCUUAUUCCCAAUGCUACACAACCAGAAAGUAAGGUGUUCUACUUGAAAAUGAAAGGAGAUUAUUUUAGGUAUCUUUCUGAGGUGGCUUCUGGAGACAAUAAGCAAACCACUGUGUCAAACUCCCAGCAGGCUUACCAGGAAGCAUUUGAAAUUAGUAAGAAAGAAAUGCAGCCUACACAUCCAAUUCGACUUGGCCUGGCUCUUAAUUUCUCAGUCUUUUAUUAUGAGAUUCUAAACUCUCCUGAAAAGGCCUGCAGCCUGGCAAAAACGGCAUUUGAUGAAGCGAUUGCUGAAUUGGAUACACUGAAUGAAGAGUCUUACAAAGAUAGCACCCUGAUCAUGCAGUUACUUAGGGACAAUCUCACUCUGUGGACGUCGGAAAACCAGGGGGAUGAAGGAGAUGCUGGAGAGGGAGAGAACUAAUGUCUGUCGCGCUUUGUGAUCUGUUCAGUAUCACUCUGUAUCCUCCACAUAUAUCCCUUUGUGCGAUAAAAAAAAAAAAAAAAAAAAAAAUGUACGUUGACUUUCGAUUUUUCACAGCCUCAGCCUAGCAAAAAUAGUCCAUGGAAUAAACAGCUGGUGUUUGUAUCUAAAACUCAGAUUGGUCACAUAAAUGCCACGGCAUUCUGAAGUUUUGAUUUUGAUUAACAUUGACAGGAUUACUGUGUGCUUAAUUUUUUUUAAAACUGAACACUGUGAUUAUGGGGUUUUGUAAUUUAGCAGAACUCUUACUGGUAGAAAAAAUAAACCUGAAUUAUGUGUAACUUUUUGGAAGGUUCAAUCUGAUAUCAGAAUAGUCACUGAAAUACAAUUCCAUUGUAAAGUUGUACAGAAAGUUAUAGAGAUUAUAUUGUGAUGCUGGGACGUGGAGUGAGAUGCCUAUCAUUUGGCGUUCAAGAUUUAUGGUAAUUCACAGUAAUUCUGCCUUUUGUUCAGGGCUUAUAGACACUUGACCAGUUUGGGCUAUUGUCACUUAAAAGUUCAUGACCACACAUGUCCACAGUAUCUUCCUCUGAGGAAACUCGAAGCCUGAAAUUUAAAUUCUUUGUGGCAGAUAACUGGGUUAUGACAGCGCAAAAAGGUCUAGUGCUCAUAUAACGCAUGUGACUAAACCCUCUUUCCUACAGCAGUGUGUUACCGAUCUGUAGCUUGUGCUUCUGUAGUAGUCUGUUUCCUUGUAACCACUGAACUAAAGAACAAAAGAAGCCGUGUGUUUCAUGAAUGGCCUUAUCUGUUUCCUGGAUAAUAUCUUUAAGAAUAGUAUUCUGUAGAGAUUGCCUUUCACCCAGUCUUUGGGUUCUUCCUAGCUCGGGCCUUUUAAAUUUUGAAAUUUAAUCCACCUUUACCACUGUCCUUUUUGACUGUUGACUUUGGUUUUCUCUUCCUUCUUUAGAUUUCUGUCCUUCCACUUUCUUCCUUUUUUUUUCUUUUUAGUACUUUAUGGGUAGGGGGUGAGAGACAUUGGUGAACAACUUGGUGAACAAGCCUUGCUUUAAAUAGUUGAGAAGAGCUUCUGGCACCAUAGCUCUGUCGUCCUCCAGUUCUCAGCACAGUUGUUGCUCUUCAGUUGUACCAAGAUUUGAAUCAAAAAAGUAUUUUAAAUAUCCACGAUUUCUCCCUGUAUUGUAGCCAGCCCUGAUAAUGCUUGUUAGUACCAUCACCAGAUCUCCCAAAUGUACUCAUCCAGCCCAGUUCUCACACAUGUUUAAACAAGACCCUAUAAUGCAGGGAAGUUCAAUGGACACUGCAAUGGAGAGAACCAAGAAUAGCCAGGCCUAUCAGUCUCAAGUUUUACCCCUCCACCUUUAACAUUCCAUGUAGCUGUAGAGUCCAUCUGUUUGUCCAUCUGCUGAAAUGAGAAAAGAAAAAUUCAUGCACUGAUUUAAAACAAAUAAAAAAGAAAACAGCAACAACAAAAAAAUCCCUGUGUUUCUAGCUGAAAAAAAUGUGCAGUUAAUACUUGGCGCUUGAAAAUGCAGUAGUGAAUGUGGAACCCAGCCUGUCUGUAUAUCUGGUAGCUCUUUCUUGCUUUGUUUUUCUUUACCAGUAUCCUGCCUAACGUUUGCUUCUGUGAUGGUUAUAUUGCCUAGCAAGCACACCUGUGGUUGUGAAAAUAGUAUAGCAAAAAAGAAAAAUCCCCGGUUAUUGAUGUACUAGAUUUGUGUAUGUCUUUUAAACAGUUCUAGUUUCACCUUACAUGGAAUAAUCAGGAAAAGUGUAAAA
Molecule: messenger RNA, 2728 nt
Organism: Cynocephalus volans (Philippine flying lemur)
Lineage: Eukaryota; Metazoa; Chordata; Mammalia; Dermoptera; Cynocephalidae
Gene: YWHAB
Product: tyrosine 3-monooxygenase/tryptophan 5-monooxygenase activation protein beta
Exons: 6
Coding region: 188-928 (246 amino acids)
Biological process (GO): intracellular protein localization; signal transduction
Cellular component (GO): cytoplasm
Source: RefSeq, a predicted model, not a curated record